Messenger RNA from Gadus morhua (Atlantic cod), 1350 nucleotides. RefSeq lists its product as uncharacterized. NCBI's taxonomy places the organism in Eukaryota, Metazoa, Chordata, Actinopteri, Gadiformes, Gadidae. The transcript is spliced from 3 exons. Bases 1 to 1350 code for a protein of 449 amino acids. The record is from RefSeq and is a predicted model, not a curated record.
AUGGUCGCCAACCACAGGUACCUUGGUGUGCAGCUCGACAGCGCCCGCAAAGCGGACAAAAACGGACUGGACAAGCUGAUCAGGAAGGCCAGCUCAGUGGUCGGGGCUGAGCAGCUAAAGGUCCAGCAGGUGGCAGAGGCCAGAAUCCUCAACAAACUGGCCUCAAUAAUGACUAACCCCACUCACCCACUCCACGCCCUGAAGGUGAUCAAGAACAGCACCUUCAUUACCCCAGUGGCCCCUGCUGUGAGACAAGUCCCUCCUUUGAGACAAAUAGCAAAGGUGACUUGCUCACACUGCAACCUCCAAUUAAACCGUAAGAAUUACAAGACCCACAUACGCCGGAAGCACGUCGAUUCUUUUGAGGUUGUCUCAAGAGAAAGACAUUUGGCAUGUCAGUGCAUCGAUCCAAAAAAUGGUGUGUUUGCGGUUGAAAAGUCGUUUCAUGGUCCUGCAACACCCAUACACGUGAUAAAAAAAACAUGGGGACCUACACAGAAAAUUGUAUGUGAGUUGAACCAAUGCCAACUGAAUGCAGAAUUUGCCGUACGAUCCAGGAUAUUACCCUUUGAAUGUCAUCAUCUAAGGUCACUGUCAUACUGCCCACGGUCAGAGAGCAAAGUUCCUGUUUUAUCUGAGGAAUCCUUGGUUUUGAUGGUUCAAAACAAAUGGUUUGGAGAGGAGCGGAAAGCAAGCCUCAUACAGCGGCAAAAGGAGGCAGAUGCUGAAGGUGUGCCCCUUUCUUUGGAACUCACAAUUGGUGGACCACCAGCCAAGUAUCACAUUUCUGUGUACGAGCCCAAGGUGUCCUAUUAUAGCAGGCUUCAAAGGACCAUUGUAGCUUAUGACAGCAAAAAAAAUAGUUGGCAUUGUCCUUGCGCCAAACCAAAACAGGCAUGCAAACAUAAAGCCAUAGGUAAAUGGCACCUUUUUCAAACAAAAAGGCACUUGUUUAGGAGGCUGAAGUCCACCGAUUCAGAGGGAACCCUACCACCACAACUGACUUCAGAGCAGGACGGCAGUCAGCGGGAAGAGGGAAACUAUCCACCAAGGGACAAAGGGGUAGAAAGAAUGCUGAAGUACAUCGCGGCGAAUAAAAAGCUCCCUGCUGAAAUACCACAGGCUCUCAUACAACAGAGCAGAGAUGCCCAUGUGUUGAAUGGCUAUCCAAGGCAUUUGAUUCCAAAAGAAACCAGAUGUACGGAAUGUGAUUGCAUGCUCAGUGACCCUGUACUGAUAACCUCUAAAGGGAGGAUUCUGUCAGCCAAUAGUGUCAUUGAAGGUAAUUAUUUCAUUACUUCAUGCUUCUCAUACCUCAAAUCAAAUCAUGAUGCCACAUUCAAUUCAUAG